AUUGGUGAGUCUGCAUAGAGCUAGAGAGAGAGACACUGGUGAGAGCGUAAAUUGCUUUACACUGCACGCAUUUCCUGUCGAGUCCGUGCUUGGGGCCGCAGCCGAUCCGCCAUUGAGCUAAACAACUCCUAAGUCUACCUAACUUUGCUUUUUACUCCUGCGAAUACAUUUUGAUCGUUUUCAAGUCAUAUAUUCUACCAUACAAAGUGCCUUACAAUGGAGUGAUCAGGUGUUGAGGUGGUGCUAGCUUCACUGCACGUGCCCAUGCAGAGUGAACUGAAGUGGUUUUUGGAGAGGAAAGGGUUAACGAUGUGCAGAUAAGGGGAUUCUAUCAUCACAUCUCACCAAGAUGGAUGUCAACAGUGACCGUAAUGAAGGCGGCACGGGAAGUGCUGCAGAAGAGAAACCUGGAGUGCUCUUUGAUGAAGCCAAGUCUGUAGCUGAGGGUACCACAUUGUCAUCAUCUGAGGAAACCUGCACCAUGGACAGAGAGGACAGAGGUCCCGGUGAAGAGAAUGUAAAGCAAACAGAAGUUUUAGAAGCUUCAAAGAAUGGACUGACAGGGGACUCCAAAGACACCUCAUUGUCUCAUGAAGCGAGACAAGAACUUGGUGCUGAUUGCUCUAAGACCACCAAAGAUGUUGCCAAUGCACUUCAGGAUCAGGAGUCAUUGGGCAAAGAGGUAGAAUCCACCAAAGAAGGGAACAAAGCAGUUCCUCUUUCUCUAGAUGAUACCAAAGAAGGUGAGGAAGACCCUCAGCCACUGCAAGACCAAGAGAGCUGUGACAGUCAACAGAAUCUCAAGGACCACACCGAAGCCAAUGCUGCAGAAGAAAUCCCCACCAAUGUUUCAGCUGAAAGUAUCAUCAUGAAUGAGGUCAAGGACCAAACCACCCCUGAAGAUGUUCCAACCAAAGUCACAGCUAUCCCACUGAAAGAUGAAUCUGCCGAUAGCAAGGAUGAGCAACUCAUUCAUUGCAAGAAAGAGGAGUAUGAUCUUCAUUUAGAUGAAACAAAACAGCCAGAGCCAAAAAUGUCUUCCACGAUAUCUUCCAGCCAAAGUGCCAAUACCUGUUUGACACCAAAUGUUACACCAAAUGGACAAAACAUCAAGCAGGAGUCCCCGCCUUCAUCUCCGAACUUAAGUCUUCCAUCACAAGAAAAUAUGCAAAUAAAAAUAGAUAAAUGCUCAUCAAGCGUUGAAGAUUCAGUUAACAAUAAUAUUCAGAAGUGCACCACAUCUUGCCAAGAAACGAUUGAAGUGGCUUUAAGUGAAUCAUCAGUUCUUCCAGAGAACCCUACCAACUCCGAUCAAUCCGAUUGCACCAUGAAAAAUGGACAGGAAGAUAAAGAUGGGCCCUUACCUCAUGUUCCCAAACCUGAGGAAAAUGUUGAAAACACCCAGAAUCGUUCAAUGCUAAUGAAAUAUCUUGGGUUACAACCUGUAGGGGAAAGUGGUAUAUCAAGCAAAGACCCCAGAGUUGAUGUAUCAUCCACAAAAGUGAGUUCAUCAUACUUGGAUUCGUUUUGCCUGAUGCCUGGCCUAGACCAAAUAAACUCUUACCGAAAUGGCCAGAUCUCCUACAACACAUCACCAUUUGAAGCAUGCAGCGAUGGCAGCCAUUCUCCAGAGCCUCCAAUUCUGUCAGAGACUCCCGUCGUAGGUUCAUCCCCACCUCACCAUGAUUAUGAUGCAAUGGAGGCAAGAAUGAUGGACAUGACUCCCAGAAUGGGCCCAGUGAUGACCAAGGGGGAUCUACCAACCAGAUUUGCUCAAUCCCAUCCACCAGAUCAAAAUACGAAGACUGCUUUCAGCAAGAAGCAACAUGGAUUCCUGGGUCCUGCAUCAUCACAUGCCUUGAACAGUCUGUGCCAUAGGCUCGCAGAACGUGUAGAACCAGAUGUUCCCUGUCAAGAUCCUCACAUUUCUCAGGGAACAAAACUCAGUGAAGACUUCUACUCAAUACCUAACAAGAAGCAGAAAGACCAUGACAAAUAUGCAGCAAAGACAAAGAAGUUCUCCAGCUUGUCAGAUGUUGUUCCAUGCCCAAGAUGUCACAGAACUUUCAAGAACAGGAAUCAGCUGAGAGGGCACCUUCGCUGGCAUAUUAACGAUCCCAUAAACCUUCUCUCUGGAAGAUGGCCUAAAGAUAGGUCCAAUACACAUGAAAGCAGACUUUCUUCUGUAAAGACCUCAGGAAAUAUCUUGGAUAAAAGUGGAAAAAAGAAGAAAAACUCAAAUAUCCACCUAGUUCCUGAAAGACAAACUUCAUUUUCACAUCUUUCUGGAGAGGCACAAGACAGUUUUCCGUGCACUCUUUGUUCCAAGGUGUUUCGAACCUCCCUCAAGUUACGAGGACAUAUGAUGGUACACAAACGUAAACAAUCAAAGAAGAAAAAUAUUUACUGGAGGAAUAAGACCAGUAAAAGCCCUGGUUCUCAAGGACAAUUCCAGUGUGAAAUUUGCUCAAAGAGGUUUGUGUCUCAGACAAAACUCAGUGCCCAUAUGACAACCCAUGCAAAGGAAGUCCAUCCAAGGAGCAAAGGUGUUAAAAGGCUUGGAAGUUUUGCACACAGCAAUGGUGAAAACUCAUCGGUUGAUGAUGGCCGUACAGGAAUUUCAAACAUGGAACAGACAGUAGUCCUCGGAAAAAGGAAAGGACCAUUUAAAUGUAGUAUUUGCUUCAAAACAUUCCCUUCAUUGCGAGCUCGGAAUGGUCAUAUGGGUAUCCACUCCACUAAAUGGAAGUUUGGAAAAUCUCUUCACCAAAGAAGUUCAGUCAGAAUCAAAGAAGAAGCAUCUGAUCAAAUGUCAUCCUUUGUGGGACCAUCUUCCAGUGAAACCUCUGGACCAACAGACAAAACAGGGUCGAUGAAAACAGAUGAGAAUGUUGAUCCCAAAGAAUCCAAUAGUUCCGCUACCGCGAACAGUUACCGGGUCCGUAAUCUAUACUUCAAAUGCAUCCAUUGCCAGCUUGUCUUUGCUUCACGGCACAGGGUGAGGAAGCACCUCAUGAAAGUGCACUCUAUCAUGCCUCCUGGAUCAGAUUCGUUCACAGAAGAAAGAGUAGAUGGUUGUAAAUUCUGUGAGGUUUUCAAGAAGAGGAAAAGGGGAAGACCAAAGCGAGGUGAAAAUUCUCUGGUGCAAUGUCCACAUGGGAAAAUUGUAGUGGGAUACAACUUACCUUUGAACUCUGUCAGACUUAGCAGAAAACAGAGACGUACUCCUAAGACAGUGAAAACUGAGGAACAAACUGCUCUCACACCAGGAGAUGUCAUGCCACAGAAAUGCUCUGUCAAGUUAAGUCCAGUAGAUGUAAAUGCAGCUAGAGAAAAGGACAUUCAAGACAAUCUAAAUCAUGAAGUGCAGAAAUCAGAGGAAUCUAUGUUGCCAGACUCUCAGUCACUCAAAAAAAGAGGAAGGCCCCCCAAGGAUCGCUUGAAACCAGCACAUAAUAUGCAGAGUGCUCGCAAGAUAGUAUUUUCAGUUGGAGCAAAUAAAAGAGGUAGAACACGUUCCCUUUCUUCAAUUAGGAGACGCAGAAUGGGAAAGGAAAUCUCUCUCUUGGGCAGACAACUUCAAAGCGGAUGGGAUCCAAAGAGGCAAAGGUUCAUUGGACGGCCUUACAAGUGUCAUCUCUGCAAGAUGUCUUACCGCAGUGAAAGGCAACUUUGUGGUCACAUGAGAUCUCAUGGCAUUCACAUCUUUGACCUGUCACAACUUCCAGCAGAUCAACGAGGAAAUACUUUCAUGCCCUGUGAAGACAUGGACACUAAGUUUGAUGAUGGACUAGAGGUGGAUAAUCCUGAAAGAGAUUUGAGCACUGAUAAGUCAGAGAGUCAAACUUCAACUCCUACAGAACCAGAUCUUGAGAUGACAACUGGAGAAAAUGGUGUUGGAGGAAUAUGUGGAGUUUGCAAGAAAGAGUUUGAUAGUGAUAACAUGUUCCAUCAGCAUUUGCUUGGGCGAUACAAUAAAAAAUGCAGACAAGAGUGGAUGAAGCAUACCUUUGGAUUUGGAACUAAAAAUAAAGCACAUCAUGCUUUAGAGCAAGACACUGUAGAUGAUCACGGUACUGUUGAUUCAAAAGAUGAACAAAGCUCUGGUAACCUUUAUGUCAUUGACAAGAUCAACAUGGAAACCUUUAAAGGUUCUGGUAUAUUCAGUAACCUUCAACGAAAUGUCAAUGACAAGAUCGAAAAUGUGUUGCAAAGAGAGAAGCUUGUCAGCAACUGUUCAAAAAGCCUUGAAAAUCCUGAAAGGAGAGACACAGAACAGCCACCUUCUGUCUCAACUCAGAGUGAUUCUGGACUCACAAACAGCUUUUCCCCAAAGAAGGGUUCAGUUUUGAAUGCGGUCAUUAACAGGUUAACCCAAUCAUCCAAACCAAGUGAUGUUGUCCUAAGCAACACACCUUCGUAUUCUCCCAGUAAACCCAAAAGAUCGCGCAAAGGAUCCCAGAAACAGAUCUUCACUUGUAACAUUUGCAACAAGGUUUUUGACAAGAAACAGAAGCUAAGUGUUCAUGCAAUGAUUCACAGACUGAAGGUAGCCACUGUCAUGGAUCAUAUAGAAAAUGCUUCUCAGAGGAAUGGGUCUGGCAUCAGCACACUGCCAAUUGGUGAAGAUCAAGAACCUGCUCAGAAUCAAGAAGUGAAUGACUCUCUAGUUAACACAGAAUCUGUGGCCCCAAUGCAUUUUAUGUACACAUGUCCUGAUUGCCCAAAGCAGUUUACAUCAAACCUGAAAUUUACAAGUCAUUUGAAGAUGCAUGGAAAGAGCACUAUGAGUAAAAGUCCCAAACGAGACACUAGUUUAACGUGCAGUCAAGACUCAAAGGCAGAGCGUCCUCCUGACUCGAACAAAACAGAUUGUUCUGGAAGUCCAUUAGAACCUGCAAGUAAUAUUGACAAGCUGCCCAGUGAAGAAGUGUCUUCUGCCACCAAAAGUGAUAUAUCAGCAAGGAAAGAACAUCAUAGCAAUGAAAGCACAUUUGACUUACCAGAACAACCUGGUUCAGAUGACACCACAAAGACUGUGGCUAGUGUUCAAGAUGUACCUAUCAAGGAAGACCUAAAUACAGACAGAGAGAAAAGCCAGGCAGAAAAAGAGAAGCUGAUAAGUAGGCCUCGCCUGCUUCUGAAAAUUAACCCAACAACCUUGCAACGCCUCCAUGACUGCCCAGAUUGUUUAAAAUCAUUCAAGAGUCGGCGUCAUUUAGCUCAUCAUCAAAGAAUUCAUUCUGAAGAAAAGUUAUCCAACAGUCAUCUACACGGAAAUACCACACCCCAACCAGAAAUUUGUUCAACACUGUCUACUAAAAAUGUGCAUAACUCUCCAGACCAGUCUGAAUUAGUAUCAGAUUCUUUUGAAGAAAGAACUGGCUCAACUGAAUUUGGCUUCCAAGAUGGUGAUCAAGCUAUUGGAAUUGCUAAUCCUGAGCCAGUCCCUGUGGAGAAUAUAUCUGCAUCUGCCAAAAACAGUAUGGAAGGACAUCCCCCUGAAAAGAAUGUGCCCUGCAAAAUAUGUGAUAAAGUCAUGAAGAAGUCCCAGUUGGGUGGCCACAUGAAGUCCCAUACAAAGGAGCUGCUCUCCAGAAAAUUCAAUGGGUCUGAUCAUGGUAGUGCCUUUGACAAGAAGCGAUUUCCUAGUUCUGCUUCUGCCAAGAGAUUUAUGGAUAGAGAAAUAAUUUCUGGAGUAGAUUUAUAUCGCUCAGUAUCCAGGAAUGCCGAACCAUCUCUUGCAAAGUCCUUCACAGGAACAGUACAUGAUAUUGCUACAAUUGACAAUAUGGAUAAAGAAGAAGCAGAGUUCGGUUCUAGCACUGCUAUUAUGGAAAACUAUGUAGAAGAACUCACGGAAAGAGAUCAGGAAAAGCAGCAUCACACUUGCCAUAUGUGUGAUAUAAAGUUUGACACCUAUCAACAACUUUGUCAGCACUUGAAAAUGCAUGUUGUGAAGAAACCAAGUUUUAGUGUGUCAACUAUUGCACAAGAGGUUAAUGGAGUACCCUCUACAAAUAUGGUUGAGAAAGAAGUCUCCUUCAUGGAAAGCUCCAAGCAGACAUUUGCUCGCCCAAAGAUCUAUCCCUGUGAAAUCUGUGGCAUUCCUUUCUCAUCCUUCAGGCAAUUCCGGGUUCACAUCAGUCAGACUCAUGGUGGCAAAUACCAGUAUCGUCUCAUGCUUCAGCAGAAGGAAGCCGCCAAAGCUGGUGCUUUUCUCAAAGAACCUGAUACCAUUAACAAGACUCAUCCUCACAAAUGUGAUGUCUGCGGGAGACGGUUCAAGCGAUUAGCUUUGCUAAUAUUUCAUCUGAACAAGUUGCACAAGGGAUGGAAACAGAGAUUGUGCAUGAUGAAUGUUAGGAGCAGACCUCGACCACCUCAGACUGCUGUACAGAAGAUGCCUGGAACCAAUGCACCAAAUGGACAGACUGCUUCAGGAGACCCUGCAGUGAAUCCUGCAGACCUUCCAUUUACCUGUGAGCUGUGUGGCAAAAGCUUCAAGAUGAAGGUGCAGUUAUGUGGACACAUGAAGACUCAUGGUAGAGUUGGACAUUCCCCAAUCAAAAUAUCCCCACUAGCCAUGAAGGGAAAAUAUACUCUCAGGAAAAGUAGGAAACCAGACUUCAGGCUCAGUGAUGAGUGGAUUCUAGACAUGGAUGAUGAGCAGAUGAAAUAUGAAAAUUCCAUGGCCCUCCAGCAAAUACCAACCGGGCAAAGUAUAGUUGAUCAGCCAAGCAACAUGAAGAGUCCUCCCAAUGCUAGUAUGUAUAACGCCCCCAUGUAUGCAGCCAAGCCAGUGGCGAGUAGUAUGGUUGGAACACCGAAAGUCAUUCCAGGCCUCGCAGAGCAUAGUGAUCAAUAUAGAAUGCCUAUGUCAAGUCCAGAGAUGCCGAUGACUCCACCAGCUUUAGAUCUUAAAAUACCUGUAGCACCUCCGCCACCGGAACCCAGCAAAUUCAUCACAAUCCAAAUGGAACCAGUCUUGCAGCAGAUGCUUCACAGGUGUCUUCUUUGCCAUUCAUACUUUAGCUCACAAGAAAAUGCUGUACUGCAUUGCAAGGAAGUUCACUUUAAAAAGAAACCCAAAGCCUUCCAUGCUGCUGAUUCUGCCCAAAUUCCAUCCCAUCCACUAGGGCAGGAUUAUCAUAUGAGUGGUGCAGCUCCGGAGCUUGGGCCACAUUCUUCUCAACACUCACCUGCUGUUUGUCCAGGAAGACCUCCGGUAUCACCAAGCCUUCAACCACCAGUCCCACAACGUAUGCAUUGCCCACCUCCCAUGGCAAGUCAGAUUUCUCCAAGGAAUCAAUCCCCCACACCAUCAAUAUCCAAAAUGAAAUCUCCUGGCUUUGAUAGAAUGAAUGUGCCACCUUCUAGAUUCCAGGAGAGAAGUUGUAAUCCACCGGUACACCCCUUCUCGGGUCCUAUGCCAAAGGCAGCUCCAACAUCAUCACCAUCAGCAAAGACAAUCAGUCAAACACCAUUCAAUGAGAUGCUCUACCGGGUGGAGAUGCUAGAGGGGCAAACACGGUAUGUGUGUAACACUUGUAAAUCAACAUUCCUACACUACAAUUUCCUCAUGAGCCAUCUGGCAGAGCACAAUCACCUGGCAUACACCUGCUUGCAGUGUGGAUAUGCGACUUAUUCAGAGAGAGAUUACCAGUUGCACUGUCAGCUUCACGAUGGUCAGAUAUCCAAGAAAAUUAGAAGAGUAAGACCAAAGCCACCAGGAUAUGCCUCCAAUGCUGACAAAGGACCAGCUCCAAGGGCUGUCGCAACUUGUCAUAUUUGUCAACGGUCAUUUGUAAAUAUGAAGGGGCUGAAGGCACACAUGGUCCUUCAUUCUGCAAACUACAGCAGCAUAUCAGAGAGGAGAAACGAGUCUAAGAAACUCCCAAGAAAUAUCAUUGUGCCUCUGGCAUGCUUCAAUGAGGUGGCUUCAGAACCACUUUCCCUUGUGAAACCUACAGAAGAGCAGACAGAAGCAUUGGAUCUAACUGUUAAACCAGUAGAGGAAGCACUUGACUUGAGCAUGGGUCCAAGGAGUUUUCCCGACCCAGCAGAGAGUCCAGAUGUGGAAAGUUCAAUUGAUAUGACAGUCAGUAACAUUCCAGAGGAAAGUCCGACUAUCAGUCUGCCUGAUGUGUGCCAAGUUAUGCAGCCACUUGAGGUGCCAGAAGAGCCUACACCAUCCCCCACCCCAUCGCCCACAGGAAAGCUUACACAUGUCAGAAAGCCAAAGAAUAGCAUUAGACUUGUAGGUGCAAUUGAUGUCGAUGUUGCCAGCUUGGAAAAUAAGUACAGUGUUGUUACAGAUUUGAUGGAUACCGACAGUGAUAUUUCACCUGAUGUUCCUUUAUCAGCUGGCCAGGAUUCUCCGGCCAGAAGUGGAGAAGGGGAGAGUGAGCUUGAUGGCAAAUCACCCAAGAAGACAAGAAAUUACAAGUGUACAAUGUGCCAGUAUGCUACUGACUUCAAAGACUCGAUGGAACGGCAUGAGCAGAAGCAUCGCAAGUUCCGCACAUUGGCCUGUCAUCAGUGCAGUUACAGGACUCCAGAAAAGAGACUCAUGUUAAGGCAUGUACUCACUAUUCAUGAGAAGCAGAAGCCAUACCAAUGCAAACUAUGCUCCUACUCAUCGGCGUAUAAGCAUCACUUAAAACGCCAUCAUACAAAACGUCACCAACAACCCCUAUUGACAUGCAAUCUUUGUGAGUUUACCACAGACGAUGUGGAAAAGCUGAAAAGUCACAGUGCUUCACAUCCUGAACCAAAAGUCUACCAAUGCAAGCUUUGCCCUAUGGUGUUUAAUAGUGGUAAGCUCUUUAGAGCUCACAAGCAGAUUGUUCACCACAAGAAGAAGAAGAGCAAAAAAUCCAGCCGGGACAAACACCAUUCUUCCUCUCGUGUUGUCGAAUCGUCAGAAUCCACGACAGAGGGAAAAGAAACAGAAACUUUGGCCACUUCAGAGGAGACCACAGAACCAGUUGCCCUCAAGUAUCCUUGUAACCUGUGCAAGUAUCAGACAGAUGAUCAGAAUGAACUAACCAUACAUCUCAUGGAAAAACACUUUAGCAAUCAGAUCAAAGAAGGUUUGGGAGAUGUCUGCUCUACAGCGCAGUGUCCUCAGUGUGGUUACCUGACUGGGAAAGAACAGAUGAAAGCCCACAUGCAGAUACAUGACAUCGGGGAGCACUUCAACUGCGACCAAUGCCUCUUCAAAGCAUGCACCCAGGAGGAAGUGGAUGAGCAUGUGAAACAAAAGCACAAAGUCAAUCUAGCCCCCACUCUGACGUGUAAGAUGUGCAACAUGCGUUUCUGGAACGCAGAGGAUAUGAAGCAGCAUACAGAAAUGCACCUGAAGGAUACGUCCAUUUCUGUGAAAAACCCAUUCCUCUGCAACCUGUGUCCUUUGAAGCUGAUGAACCGACGCGAUGCCCUGAGACAUCUCCAGCUCCACACAGAUCGCUACCCGUUCAAGUGUCGUCACUGCGUCUUCUCCUGCUUCACCAAGGCCUCCAUACAACGCCACCUUUCCAUCCACCGCCACGCCAACAAACCCAAGUCCCUUGGAGCCAUUAGAAAGAAUGGCCGGAAGACUCACUCCAUGGGGGCGAGUGGGAGCUCCGGCAGCGAGAGCGAUGUCCAGAAGAGCCAGAGGAAGAGCCACAGCACUACAUGUUAAAGUAGCUUUAAAUUGAUCAACGGAAGGAGAAUUUAUUGAAUACAUCCAGCUUAUAUAAUGUUGGACCUGGCCGCAGAAGAUAAGGGGGUAUCUUAGCCCAUUUAUUACAAAUGUAUCAUUGUAGCCUAGAUGUGGAAAAAAGUUUGUUGAAACCCUGUGGAUGCAUGAUGCCCAAGAUCACCUUUAACAAAAGGAUUUGUUUAAGGUUUCUUUUGGGACUCCAUGGCCUUUAAUGUUGAACCCUUAAGGAAGUAAUCGGGCAACCUCUGCAAUCUGCAUCAUCUUGCUCGGAUUUUCCAUUCACAUUUAAUACUGGCUUUACAGGAGUAUCUGUUUUACCAUUGUCACUAGAAAGUGCAUGGAAGAUCUCAGAGACACCCAUCUCAAAGUUUUAGCAAAGAAAUCUACAUUCCACUCCCAUAAUAUUCAUGUGAGACUCUAGGAAAUAAAAAAGCAUGUUCUGUUCUCUUUUAUACUUUGAAUGGAGGUAUCACAUUAUCAUUAGAUCACCUCUAACGGCCAUUAUUAAAUGUUGAAUGGAACUGCAUAGAUUUGCAGGUGGUUAUUGUGUACAGACUACCCAUCUGUGGGUCAGGUGGGCCAAAUUUGCAUGAAAAUCUCAGUCUAGCCCCUGUCAAACGGUUCAUUGUAAAUACGUUACGUCUUGAGACUGGGGUAGGGGAUGCAUCCAUCAUUGUCUUUAGUGGCAUGUCUUGUUGCAAACAUCGCUUCAUUGUUCAGCUUGCUAUUAGUCGCUUUCUUCAUGCUUCGUCCAUAUCACUGCUUUUCACUUUUCGUCCAUACUCUUCACAAAAUAACUCUUUCUUUCGUUGUCUUGCUUUCGCACUCACUGUUCCCAACGUAUAAAAAGUGUGUUUCAUUGCAUUUUAUUCCACCAAUAUCAUUGAAGAAGGCAUUCCUUGAAGAGUCUAUGUUGUGCUCAAGUCUUGUGUUUCUUGAAAGUAAUCAUCACAGCAUAGUUCAUGAUUCUUAGAUGUUCCAUUCACCCGUAUUGAACAUUCAGUGUGUUCCACUUCAUUUUAAUAGCUCAAGUGCAUUUCAUUUGCUUGUUGCAUUAUUUCACUACUGCCAUCAUUAUGCUAAAGAAUUAAAGGUCUAUUUGACGUCAAAUUGUGAUCCUAACAAGUAAUAAACUUAUAUGAUUGUUUUUUCGCAACUCAGAAAAUGAAUGAAGUGAAGACAGCAAAAAUCACUUUUUUUAACCAUUUGGUAUACAGGUAGUUCUCUUUGAUAAAAAUUGACUCUGAUAUCAAAAGAUUCCUGCUAUAUUUUGUAAUGCUUGUCAUAUCAAUGUGUGACUCAUGAUAAAAUGGUACAUGUACAUAUGAUUCAAGUGAAAAAAUUUCUGGGUUCCCACAGUCUUGGAAAAUCCUGGAAAAAUUUGUGAAAAGUCAUGGAAAAGUCAGGGAAUUGCAUUUACCUCUUGGCUAUGGCAGCUUCCCAGUUUGUUGUGUCUUGCAACUCUCAUACUCUGUGAUCAUACUCUGCUAUUAUAAUUGGUGUUAAUGAUUUCCAUUUUUCCCAGUUUUGUGACAUCCCGACUUCUACAUAACUCCUGGGACAUCACGGGAUGUCAUGGAAAGCAGCAAUUUAGUCAUGGAAAAGUCAUGGAGUUCCGUUUUCAAAUUUCCGUGGGAACCCUGGAAUGUCAAUGUCAAUAUCAUCAGUCAUUUGCAUAAAACCUUUUCUCUAUCCACCAGUUUCCUUGAUUGCGUUUUCUGUUAUUGCAUGCAUCAUUAUUUCACCUUUAGACAAUGUACAUAACAUAUCCCAUCAUUCCAUUCCAACUGCUGCAUGUUGAUGUUGGGGCAUUUCCCCAAAAAAAAUCAUGUAGAUUCUGUAUAUGUUCGUGCUUCCUUCAGUUGUGGCUAUCAAAUAUUUGCAAUCGCUUUUACCGUUAAUUGCUUGCCAAGAUAUCCCUCUGCUUUGAUUGUUGAAUCGAUGGCCAUCCCCAAUAGUUUGAACUGUGAAAGUACUUAAGUUUUAAUUAGGAUAUGUGUCUGUCAUCUUUAGAUAAAAUAUGUGAUUAUUAUGUAAAUAUGUAUAUAAAAAUGAUCGUUUUUCUGCCCAAGUUUUAUCCAAGAAAUGUGCCUUGAAAAUUAAGAUGGAGGAAGAUAUGAUUAAAGGGUCUGGGUGACAGUGUAUGUUUCAGGUCAUCAUCAGUCUUGCCAAAUUGUCUUCUUUAUAAAGACAAUUCCAACCAAAGUUUUUUUUUAGGUAUUAUCCAGCUUUAUUUGGGGCUGACGACGGAUCUUUUUGUAUGCCACAAUAGAAAUGCAGACCUUAACUCCCCAAUGUUGGUGUAAAUUUUAUGUAUCCAUUUGACUAACAGGAUCCCUUUAAGUCAGUCCUGUAUUGUAACACAUACCUAUCAACCAUUCUGAAUUGAGAGGAAAUAAUCUCAAUUUUUAUCAUUAUUUGGACAGGAUUUUCCCAAGUUUGAAUAAGUUUUACUGUGCUAUAUGGAAUCUGAUUUCUGUCCUUUUUAAAAAUUAAAUCAUCCCUUUUAUCGGAAAGGUUUUUAGGUCUGGGAAUGAACAAUGAAUGCUUCUAUUAUUUGUUGUACACAAUAGCAAUUACCAUGUUGCUUCUUUAAAUUAUGCGCAAAUAUUCACCCACCAGUAAAAGUGUUUUUACUGCAUAUUUCAGCUUACUCACAUCUUAAAAGAGACAUUAAAUGACACAGCAGUCAAUAUCCAGUAAGUCUAGUUGUUUUGAAUAAUCCUUUUACAUAGCAUAGGCCAGUACUUCAGAGGCAAAACCUUUUCAAGUUUAUUUCAUGCAUCUUGUAGUUGACUUUUAAAAAAGAUGAGAAUUUUAUUUUAAUCAAAACCAUUUCUUAAAUGCAGUCAAUUUUCAAAGAUAACUUGUGUACACGUAUAACAGAACUGGUUUCCAAUAAAACCAAUAUUAUGUAAUGUCAGGUUCACUUGAAAUGGUUGACUUAUGUGAAAAGACCUAUUUAUGCCUGCUUGUAGUAAACUUGUUUUAGAAAGUGUUCAUUUGUCAUUCUUUAUGAAAUUGAACCCGGGGGCCAUACUACUAAUUCAUAAAUAAUCAGAAAAGAGAAAGUAGGUCAAUCCGUAAGAAUUUUCUGUCAGAAAAAAGGCUUUAGCUCAAAGGGGAGGUAGCAAUUGUCAUGAUACAUGUAAGAGAGGCUUUGCCUUAUUUAGAGGAAAACAUUGAAUGUAUGCCCCCUGACCACCCCCCCCCCCCCCCCCAUUUAAGCAUGCAUUCUGGGCCAUUUCACAAAAGUUGCCAUCAAUAAACAGUUUACAAUAAAUUACAGAGAUGAGUGAAAUGAUGAAAUCUUGCUAAGGGCAGAUUUUUAAAUCAGAAAUACAUAGUAUAACGGUGUUUUAUGAAAUCAGACCCUGUCUCUUUUUAUGAUAUUUAGAGCCUUUUCUAUUUUUACCUCGAAUUGGCCUAAAUUCUGAUCAGUUUUAUUUUAGUAUACAAUGCCUUAUAUGAAAAUGAUUGGCAAUGAAAUUAAUGUUACUUAGUCUUCCAUAUUAUAUGUUAUGAAGUGCCAAAAUACAUGUCUUUACUUGUAUUAUUUACAUUUACCACCAAGCCUUCCAUACACAGAUAGUGCUCACCAUAGACAUAUAAAUACUGCAGAAUAGUGCUUUGUUAUGGAUAUCCCUGAAUAUUUCUUCCAAAUAAUAUGUGGAAACGAUGUUUAAGUAAAUUAUAGUUUUAUACAAUGUCAUCAAAACUCACAUCUGCAUUUAUCCAAAAGAAUAAAAUGUGCAGAUAUUGGUUUGAAGAUCAAAGUGAUUUUGUAAAAUAAAGUGAAUAGAUGGAGGGCAUACAAUAAUUAUCAAUGAUUUAUGGGUCAAGUAAGUCAAGGUGUAAUGUUGAUUUUUUUCAGCAAUGCACGCCAUCUAACAAAUCAGGGUUUAUUUAUUUCGUGAAGUGUCCUUAUUAUUUAGAAUUCUGAACUGGGCUAUUGAUUUAAGAAAUUGCUUUUUAAAGUAAUUUUUAUUGCACUAAAUAAUUCACAUUUCAUUGGUGUUUGUAAGAAAUAUUCAUUUUAUCUGGUGGAUAUUUUCAGGCAUCAAAGUUUUACACAAAGUUUUAAACAAUUACAUGUCACAGACCAAGUUCUACCUUAUUUUCUUCUUUUGAAAGGUGAUUUGUCUACAUAAGUAUUUACUUGUGGUUGUACCUGUAAUAUCCUACCAGCUCGAAAAUACAAUGGUUUUAUAUGAGUGGAGAAAUUAUAAGCAAAGGUUUCUAAAUUCCUGAUGAAAAUAGGAGUACAAUAUUUUCAGAAGCUUGAAAUGAAUUAUUUUUUAAUACUUAAAUACCAAAAGAUACAUGCAUUUUGUUGUCAGUAUGGGGUUUCUUCGAUACAUGUAGCUCAAGAAACAUGGCCUUUUUCUCUUUAAAGUUAAGUACUCAGAUACUAAGAAGUUAUACUAAGACGUCCAUUGUAUUAUUACUAUAUGGCUAGGAGAGGGGGGUAUGCACUAAAUUAUUAAAGUGUACACUGAGACAGAAGUAUGAAAGUAUAGGCACUCUAAGGUGUCAACAAAAUAACUAGUAAAGGAAAAAAAUAGUAUUUUAUUAAAAAGAUGUAAGUUUAUCUUUUUUAGGGGGUUAAAUGUGUACAGAAUGCAUGUGGUUGGUAUUUUGUAAAAUUGAAAAGUACAGCUUUAAGGAGUGGUUUUUAAAUGGGUUUGUGCAUGUACAGGAGUAAAUUAACCCCCCCCCCUUCUCCCUCAAUCUCUCUCUAGCCAAUAUAGAAAGCUUGAAGUUGGACUUGAAAAAUUAUCUGUCACUUUUUCAAAAUUUUCUUCACCCCAACCUCGACGGAGAAAAACUCAGUUGAUGGGUGAUUUUUAUGUCCAUUAUUUUUAUCUCCAAUUUUGUUACAAGAAAAAUGUCAGCUAAACUAGACUAGAUAGGGUUUUAUUUGACAUUGUUAGCAUUAAAUUUUAGAGGGCAUUAUAUUUCUUGUUAAUGGCAACUAUGCAAAUCCGUGGCAUCUUGUAAACUUGUCCUAUGCAGGUGCUAAUUAAUUCAGCUCGAUCAUACCAACUUUAUUUUUCUUUAUCAAUCAAAUAUAUAUGAUAAGAUGAUCAUGUUUUCUUAAUUGCUCUUCCAGUAUUUGUACACAUGCAUCUUCCAAUCUGAUGUAACUUUUGCCUUAUUUCUUGUAUUUUCAAAAAAAUGUUCCAUUUAAAAUAAAAUAUUAAGAACUAUAAA
Molecule: messenger RNA, 14923 nt
Organism: Lytechinus pictus (painted urchin)
Lineage: Eukaryota; Metazoa; Echinodermata; Echinoidea; Temnopleuroida; Toxopneustidae
Exons: 5
Coding region: 350-9688 (3112 amino acids)
Biological process (GO): regulation of transcription by RNA polymerase II
Cellular component (GO): chromosome
Molecular function (GO): RNA polymerase II cis-regulatory region sequence-specific DNA binding; DNA-binding transcription factor activity, RNA polymerase II-specific; chromatin insulator sequence binding
Source: RefSeq, a predicted model, not a curated record